UGCCAUCCUCAUUGACAAGUCAAAACAAUGGUGAGCUUCCCACCGGCGCGCGGCCGCACACUGAACAAGGCACGCAAUGAAAAUGCUCUCAUCAAAACCGACACAGAUGGAUAGUCUCGUUCAACCACUUGUUGCCCAGUAUCUCGCUAUGGGAUGCCAAUCCAAAGAAAAUGGGCAAAAUGAAAAUGUGGGAUCAAAUGGAAAGGAAAAAGAACAUCCAAGGCCCUCUCUCUCUAAGGUCUGCCCGCCUGUGCCUACUCGGCCCCAGCGGUUCAACAGGCCCAAUCUGGCCCAGAUGACCCAGGGCAAGGUCAUGAUGUCUCUGGGACACUAUACCAAGGGGGCCAGCUGGGAAGAGCUGAUCCAGGCCUGUAUCCAGUCCUUCGAUGCGGAGGGCUGUGUAUGUGGGAGCAGCCACCUGAUGAACAUCACCCUGACCAUGCACCGACUCCUCAUGUCCUCCAGUGACCUCCUGGAGAAACUCAUCUCCCUAUUUAAAAGCGCCCUGGAGAAUAAGCAGUCCACAGAGUGUAAGAGGAUCUGUUACUUUAUUAGGUAUUGGAUCCAGGAGUUCUGGACGAUGUUCCGGUUACACAGCAGCCUGUCAGACUCCAUGGAGCAGUUCCAAGAUCUGGUCAGGGAUCAGGGCCAGGAAAGGCUGUGCCCUCUUUUGCAGACUAAAUGGAUAAAUGAUAGACACUGGUCUCAGAAGCCCAGUCAGAGGAUCAAGGCUAACAGCAGUAAGAAGAGGAAAGUGUCUCUGCUGUUUGAUCAUCUGGAGCCCAUUGAGCUGGCUGAGCACCUCACCUACCUGGAGUUCAAGUCCUUCUGUAGAAUAUCAUUUGCAGACUACCAGAACUAUAUCCGCAGCUGCUGCAUGAAGGACAACCCCAUGAUGGAACGUUCCAUUACAUUGUGCAAUGGUAUCUCCCAGUGGGUGCAGCUCAUGGUUCUGAGUCGGCCUACAGCUCAGCUGAGAGCAGAGGUCUUCACCAAGUUCAUCCAUGUGGCUCAGAGCCUCCAUCUUAUGCACAACUUCAACACACUAAUGGCUGUGGUGGGGGGCCUGUGCCACAGCUCCAUCUCCAGACUUAAAGAGACCAGUUUGCAUGUGUCCCACGAGGUCACCAAGGUGCUGAAUGAGAUGACAGACCUCCUGUCCUCCUGUAGGAACUAUGACAACUACCGUCAGGCGUACAGCAGGUGUGCAGGCUUUAAGAUCCCCAUCCUGGGGGUCCACCUCAAGGACCUGAUCUCAGUCAACGAGGCCAUGUCAGACUACGUAGAGGACAACAAGGUGAAUGUUCAGAAGCUCCAGGCUCUGUACAACCACAUCAACGAGCUGAUCCAGCUACAGCAGAUCACCCCACAGCUCGAUGCCAAUAAAGACCUGGUCCACCUUCUCACGCUGUCCCUAGACCUCUACUACACAGAUGAUGAGAUAUAUGAGCUGUCUUACACCAGGGAGCCCAAGAACAGCAAAGCACCCCCAGCCACCCCAUCUAGACCUCCAGUGGUUGUGGAGUGGGCAUCAGGAGUGGCCCCAAAACCUGACCCCAAAACCAUCAGCAAACAUGUGCAAAGAAUGGUGGAUUCCGUGUUUAAAAACUAUGACCAUGAUGAGAAUGGCUACAUCUCUCAAGGAGACUUUGAGAAAAUCGCUGCUAGCUUCCCAUUCUCCUUCUGUGUUAUGGACAAAGAGAAGGAAGGCCUCAUCAGUAGAGAGGAGAUCACAGCCUAUUUCAUGCGCGCUAGUGUCAUCUGCUCCAAGCUGGGUCUUGGCUUUGUCCACAACUUUCAGGAGACCACCUACAUGAAGCCCACCUUCUGUGACAAUUGCUCCGGAUUCUUGUGGGGCGUCAUAAAACAAGGCUACAGAUGCAGAGAUUGUGGGAUGAACUGCCACAGGCUGUGUAAGGACCAGGUGGCGUUUGAGUGUAAGAAGAAUGCCAAAGGCAGCAGCACCUCUGAAGGUCCACUAACACCCGGCUCCACACCCGGCACUACAGGUGGGCCGGAAGGCUCAGAAGAGGGGCCUUUCCCCUACCCAUCAGAGGAAUGUAGGGACUGGAGCCCUGACUCUGCGCCCCCCUCCCAUCUGAGGCUCCCCCCUAAGCUGUCCAUGCCUGUGGGGGUCCACUGUAGCACCCAGACAGAGGGCCCUCCCGCCCCUGCCUCCCCGCCAGAGCCCAGUCGGCUACAGCCAGUACAGCCCUCUCUCUUGGCCCCCGUACCCCCCUCCCUCACCCCAUGCCCCAGUCCGGUGCCCCAACGCAAACAACGGGCCUAUGCCAAGUGGGAGAACAGAACCUCUACAGUGCUAAAGCCCAGGGAGCCGGAUGAAGAUAUAAAACCCAACUAUGAUGCUCUGGAAACGGAGAACCAGAAGCUUCAGAAGAACAACGAAACGCUGCGUAAGAAGCUGAGGGAGACGCAGCGCGAGGUAGAGAUCCUGCAGACACUUCUGAAGAGGCACGCCCUGCACCCUGUGGUGGAGGACUCGUCGUCCUCCUCCUAGCCAGGAACAAACACCCUUCAGCAGGUCAGACAUACCCACUUUAUGACAUCACAUGUGAUGCUCAGCCCUCUUUCUCCAGAGCCACUGACAGUACUGUUUGUCUUAAAGGACCACAGCGCCACACAAUCAAGAUACACAGAGGGACCUAAACGUCCCUGUGAGGAGACACUGUUACUCACAUUGUUUCAUGCCAUGGGUACCUCACAGUGCGGUACAUACAGCCACUCUAAUUACCAGUUGCAGCCAAUAUGGGGUUAUGAGGCAUAGCCAAUGAAAGUACCGUCCUGAAUAGGACACAGCCAGUCAAAGCACUGUACCAGCCAUUAUGGAACAAAGCCAAUCAGUGUGACAUUGGGUUGGGGACUCUGACAAUUAGAAUACCACACAGUAUGGCCAGGACACUGGCCAAGUUCAUUCAGGUGUACUGUGUAGUUAUUAUCCUGUCUUAAGUAAUAACAAGGUUGCAUAUUGUAAAUCCAUGUGAUUUCAAUGUCACUGUCAAUAUUUAUUGUUAAAACACUACAAUACAGGUAGAUAUAGAUAUAGAUAAAUCAUUGUUUUAGUCUUUAUGUAGAUAGGUGCAAGAAGACAUUUUCUAAAAAGACUACAUUCAACCACAGUGUUCUUAUGUAUAUUUCAUCAGCUCAGUGCGGUCCAUAGUAGCAAAUAACAUACUUUUAGAUGUUUCACCAAUGACGUACCAUGUAAAUAACCUAAGCAUAUCAUAUAUUGUGGUGCCAUUGUACCAGUAGUUUCUCUCAAGAUGUCCUCUCUCAGUAUUGCUGUCAUAAUGAAUGUUAUAAUAAAGACAUUUUCUCUAUU
This is a messenger RNA of Oncorhynchus nerka (sockeye salmon), 3340 nucleotides long. RefSeq names its product RAS guanyl-releasing protein 1-like. The transcript is spliced from 17 exons. Gene Ontology annotation, cellular component: plasma membrane. Lineage: Eukaryota; Metazoa; Chordata; Actinopteri; Salmoniformes; Salmonidae. Gene Ontology annotation, molecular function: calcium ion binding; guanyl-nucleotide exchange factor activity. The coding region runs from base 77 to 2518 and encodes 813 amino acids. Gene Ontology annotation, biological process: Ras protein signal transduction; positive regulation of GTPase activity. The record is from RefSeq and is a predicted model, not a curated record.